CCGCUGGUGUCAGUCACUUCGACCAACUUGUUCGACGACUUGCCGUCACGCAAUCGGAUUCUUUUAUCUCUUUUCUCUUUUCUCUGGAUCCAAACCCCUUCCUACGACUUAUUCGGGGUGAAAGAGUCGCCUUCAACAUCGUCAUCCACCGACCUAGAGACUUCAUCGCUCCCGUUCAUUCACCCAUUACCCCACUAUCGUCAUCGUAGAGACGUCAUUGAAACAUCAGGAUGCAGGCAAUUAAAUGUGUCGUCGUUGGUGAUGGUGCCGUCGGAAAGACAUGUCUUCUCAUCUCAUAUACCACCAACGCUUUCCCAGGAGAAUACAUUCCGACAGUGUUCGAUAAUUACUCAGCUAAUGUCAUGGUGGACGGCAAGACUAUUUCUCUUGGUCUUUGGGAUACCGCCGGACAAGAAGAUUACGAUCGCCUCCGACCACUUUCAUACCCGCAGACAGACGUCUUCCUCAUCUGCUUCUCUCUAGUUAGUCCUCCUAGUUUCGAGAACGUGAAAACCAAGUGGUACCCGGAAAUCUCUCAUCAUGCACCACAAACUUCUGUGGUUCUCGUCGGAACCAAACUUGAUUUGCGUGAGGAUCAGGCGACGAUCGAGAAACUGAGAGACCGUCGUAUGGCUCCCAUUCAGUACACUCAGGGUGUUGGCAUGGCGAAGGAGAUCGGUGCCGUGAAGUACCUAGAAUGCUCUGCCCUGACGCAGAAAGGCCUUAAGAAUGUCUUCGAUGAAGCGAUUCGGGCAGUCCUGAACCCUCCUGUUCGAGAGAAGAAGAGUAGCAAGAACAGCAAGUGCAUUGUGGCAUAAAUUGAUCCCGGUUGCUGCCGCGUUCUUCCCCCCAAUACGCAGUAUCGAGCCGCGACAUAUCAUACCAUCUAUUCUCGUGCUGACCUUUACGACCCCCACGUCUUCUUUCAACGACCUCCUCGCUAGUCACCCCUUGACAUGUCAAUCAUACGGAUAUUGAAGAUAUUUCUUUGUUUCCUCUCAGUGGUACCGGUUUUCCUGAUUUUACAUACACCUCUUUUUCGUGUCAUCGAGUCUAUUUGAUCGCGUCCACAACUAUAUCCAAAGCUUUCACUUGCACAAGUGAUAGCUGUUGUCUGUUC
Messenger RNA from Heterobasidion irregulare TC 32-1, 1120 nucleotides. RefSeq lists its product as uncharacterized. Gene Ontology annotation, molecular function: GTP binding; protein kinase binding; GTPase activity. Gene Ontology annotation, cellular component: plasma membrane; cytoplasmic vesicle; cell cortex. The transcript is spliced from 9 exons. Bases 231 to 818 code for a protein of 195 amino acids. Gene Ontology annotation, biological process: regulation of actin cytoskeleton organization; cortical cytoskeleton organization; establishment or maintenance of cell polarity. The record is from RefSeq and is a predicted model, not a curated record. NCBI's taxonomy places the organism in Eukaryota, Fungi, Basidiomycota, Agaricomycetes, Russulales, Bondarzewiaceae.